AUGGGCGAUCCAUCCACGACGCUGCCGGAGUGGCUCAAGGACAUGAGCAAGAGCGAUCCGAAGAGUGUCCGGCCGGUCCCACCAGGCAUUGACCCGUCCCGCUUCAAGAUCAUCCGCAUGGAGGGCGUUCAAAUCCGGGCGCUGAUCGGCAAAGGUGGUGAGACGAUCAAGGAGAUCAGACUGCGAAGCGGAGCUGACAUCAAGAUCGACCACCUGCCAUCGGACCGAGCU
Molecule: messenger RNA, 231 nt
Organism: Symbiodinium necroappetens
Lineage: Eukaryota; Dinophyceae; Suessiales; Symbiodiniaceae
Source: the annotation of a GenBank genome assembly